AGAGGGCGUGGCCUGCAGACGCCGGGCUGGUCAUUGUGUGCGCGAGCAGCACGACGUCUUCCUUCCUACCUUCUUCUCCUUCGCUCUUCGCGGACGUCAAAGAAGACUUCCGUCCCAUGCCGCCGUCAGCGCGGACGUGCACGCGCAUAGCUCCACUGAGGGGGUCAACCCCCACCUGCCACCGUCCUCACCACUUCCUGUCAGCUGACGGCGACGCCCACUAUGACCCUCUGAAGCCCGCCUCCUCUCCUGCAAGAUGUCUGGCGGGCGACCAACGUGGACGCUGACCUUGCUGCUGCUGCUGGUGUCUUCCUGGUCUUCCUGCCUGGACUCUUUCCCAGCGGACCUGCAGCCAAUCAGCGUGGUGGAGCGGGAGCAGUCGCGUCACUACGCCGCCUUCAGAGCAGCGCUGGACAACCACACACUCGCUCUGGACUACCAGGGCAUGUUACGUGUCAACCACAUGCUCUUCAUCACUGCCAGGGAUCAGGUGUUUGCAGUCAACUUGAGCACAGCAGCAGAAAACUUCAUCCCUCAACUGACGCUGACGUGGCGUUCCAAAGAUGUCAGCAAGUGUGCGGUCCGAGGAAAGAACAGCGACGAAUGUUUCAACUACGUCAAAGUUCUGGUGGCACGAGACGAUGAGACCCUGUUUGCCUGCGGGACCAACGCCUUCAACCCCACCUGUCGGAACUACAAGAUGACCACGCUGGAGCAGGUGGGGCCGGACCUGGCGGGCCAGGCUCGUUGUCCUUUCGAGUCGGGUCAGUCCAUCGCGGGACUGUUUGCUGGCGGAGACUUCUACUCGGCCACCAUGACCGACUUCCUUGCCAGUGACGCCGUGAUCUACCGGAGCCUCGGAGACGGGCGGCCCGUCUUGAGGACGGUCAAGUACGACUCCAAGUGGCUCCGAGAGCCGCACUUUCUGCACGCCAUUGACUACGGAAGCUACGUUUACUUCUUCCUGCGUGAGAUAGCAGUGGAGUACACCGCCUUGGGGAAGGUUGUGUUUUCUCGGGUGGCGCGAGUGUGUAAGAAUGAUAAUGGCGGCUCCCCAAGAGUUCUGGACAAGUACUGGACCUCCUUUCUGAAGGCCCGUCUGAACUGUUCGGUUCCGGGAGAUUCUUUCUUCUAUUUUGACGUGCUGCAGUCACUCACCAAUGUGCUGCAGAUCAACGGGAGGCCCGCCGUGGUCGGUGUCUUCACCACCCAGGCCAACAGCAUCCCCGGCUCUGCAGUUUGUGCGUUCUACAUGGAUGACAUUGAGAAGGUGUUCAACGGAAGGUUCAAAGAGCAGCGGAACAGCGACUCAUCGUGGACUCCAGUACCUGAUGAGCAGGUUCCCAAACCCAGACCCGGGUCGUGUGCUGGCGACGGCCCGGCCGCCAACUUUAAGUCUUCCGUUCAGUUCCCGGACGAGACGCUGAUGUUUAUCAAGUCGUACCCUCUGAUGGACGAAGCUGUUCCCUCCGUCAACCACCGGCCUUUUUUCACCAGGACGUCCGACAGGUUCAAGCUGACCCAGAUUGUGGUGGACGUGGCAGCCGGCCCCAACAAGGAUUGGACCGUCAUGUUCCUAGGCUCGGACGAGGGGAGAGUCCUGAAGGUUUUGACCGGCAUGCUUCCCAAUGACACUAUUGGAUCCAAACUUCUGGAGGACAUAGACGCCUAUGAUCCGUCUAGGUGUGAUAUUCAGGACCAACAAGACAGGAAGGUUCUGGGCCUGGAGCUGGACAAGGACCAUCACGCCUUGUUUGUGGCCUUCAGCAGCUGUGUCAUCCGAGUGCCGCUUAGCCGCUGCAGCAGACAUGGUGCCUGCAAAAAGGCAUGUUUGACCUCUCAUGACCCGUACUGCAUCUGGCUGCGCACAGGGAGCUGCACUAACAUGGCGCCAGGUUUCAAGGCGGGGUUCGAACAAGACAUCGGGGGCGACCACUCAACUGCUGCUGGCUGUAACGCUGACGUCUUGGAGAACUCUCGUGACCAGGAGUCACCCGCUGACUCUGCAUACGGGGUCCAGCGUCUUCCUGAUGUGGACCAGCAGUCAGCCGCUCACGUGCAUUACACGCUGCUGCUCGCCUGCGUGCUGCUAGCCUUCUUCUUGGGCGUCAUCUUGUCUGCCUUCCUGGCGUCGUGUUACUGCGACCGCAGCUCCAACCACCGCAAGAGGAAGUUGUCUAAGGACCCUGAAGUGGCGCUGCCACCUGCCCUGUCUCUGCGCUCUCUCGCCAAGCUGAACGGCCUCCUGGAUGGACAGCCCGAGGACGAGAAGACAGACAUGUCCACCUGUCCAAAGGCGUACACCUCCUUCAUCCCCGGCGCAGGCACAGAGUCGCACCUUUUCAUUGCUGCGCACCACAACCUUCCUCUGGGAGAAGCUCGACUCAGCCUUUGCCAGGAGGACGGUGAGAUGUCGGGUCUUCCCACGCCGGACGCCAGCCCAGAAUUCCCAAAGCCGACGAGCAAGGAUGGACGGCAACAUCCCUAUGAGAAGAAGGCUACAGACGCCAUUGAGGUGGUUUCGGGGAAGUCUCAACCCACCUUCCCCCUCUCUAGGCGCCAUGGCAACAGCCGUAGCGAGGACCGCAAGGUUUGGCGCGAUGAGCGUGCCACAGGAGACUUUCAUCACUGCCACAAGUCCUGCACUCCGGCACCGGUCGACGUGUCGGCGCUGGACGAACUGCUCAAGCACAUCCAAGAGGUCAGCGCCUCAGGAAGUGGAGGCAUCAAAGUCUUGACGUCCGCGUCCUCUUCCUCAGCAGAGCAUCAUCAUCGCCAAGGCAACCAGCACCACGACAGCGGCCAACAUCACCCUAAGACGGAACCAACUUCAUACCCCGGCGCCCCCACGCUACUCUGGGAAAGCCUCGGCAAAAGGCCGGACAUGCCCAGUCCAAACUCCGCCAAGGCUGUGGCGGGGAUUCCGUCCUCGCCCGCACACUUGCAGCGGCAUGCCCUCAUCAAGAUGGGCAGCGGCCUGCCGCGUCACCACAGCUUCAACCAGCGUGCGGCGCCACCCUUCCUGGCCAGGAUGAACACCAACAGCAGCAGCAACGGGCCGCCUGCCGCCAGCGCCUGUCUGACGCGGCAACACAGCUACAGCGAAGGACCUCAUGCCCGACGGGCGGCCAUUGUGCGGCGAGCGGUGUCUCUGAAACCCAAAGUCCCACCCAAACCCUUGUUCCUUCCCAACGUGGCCACGUCCGCGCUCUAUGAGGCGCCAAAGGACCACUACUGAGGCGGAGCUCAAGAAGAAGAAAAGAGAGCGUCUUCUUUGGGCAUCAUUCUGAUCGGGACGCCGACAACGGUAGCAUUGAGAGACAGCCCCUCCCACUUUGCAUCACAUGACCCUCUGGCUGAGGUACCCCCUCACCAGAACCUUUUGUACCAUAUUGGUAUGUGUCACCCGACUAAGGGGGCGGGGCUUCUUGCAAGAGCAAUAACACAUGCUGACAGACGAGGUUAGCAUGUGGCUAGGAACUUUCCCACUUUUGGAUCUGGAUUUUAAAUAAAAGUUUUCAAA
Molecule: messenger RNA, 3523 nt
Organism: Nerophis lumbriciformis (worm pipefish)
Lineage: Eukaryota; Metazoa; Chordata; Actinopteri; Syngnathiformes; Syngnathidae
Product: semaphorin-6D-like
Biological process (GO): neural crest cell migration; positive regulation of cell migration; axon guidance
Cellular component (GO): plasma membrane
Molecular function (GO): chemorepellent activity; semaphorin receptor binding
Source: RefSeq, a predicted model, not a curated record